AUGUUCGCCUUUGCUCCGGCCUUUCCACAGCCAACGUUCUCCCCGCGGCUCGCCUCUCAUCACCAGUUCGCCGUAACUGCCACAUGCCCUAUGUCGGACCAGAAUACCCCCAUAACCCCAAAGAAUAGAUCAAGCCGAGAUACAAACCAUACAAACCAAUUCAGUCCGACACCCUUCACCUUCUCGCUUUCUUCCCCGGCAGCCCCGGCAAGCCCAGCAGCCAUACACCCGGCUUCCUCGCCAUCACAUUUCGCCCAGCGAUAUGCAGCAACCAUAAGCCGACCUGCCGCACGAGUGACAGAGCGACAAUCCAGAGAAACGCGACGAGAUGCUUUUUUGAACAGAGUCAAACGCGGUCGUCGUGCGAACCAGUUUGACGCGCGAAGUGAUCAGAUCCAGAGAAAUGAUUUCUUAGAGCAGCAGAAGCGAUUUGAGGAGGAGAUGGCGAAGUCAGGUCCUCAAAUUGAGUAUUUGGAGGAUGGCGAUGAGGAUGAAGCGGAGGAGUAUCUUGCUGAGCAGGAUGAAGAUUUUGACGAAGCGUUAUUGGAAGACUUUAUUGCCGAGGAGGAAAACGAGUAUAUGGCUUUAGUUGAGGAUGCGCCGGGGAAUGGAGCCGGCGGAGAGUCACUUGAUAGUGACAUGUUCGACGAUGAUAUGCUAGUUGAGCUUCUCGAUCGAAUUGAGUCCAAAUCCCACCAUCAGAUGGAUACAUCGGGAUCCUAA
Messenger RNA from Arthroderma uncinatum, 723 nucleotides. RefSeq lists its product as uncharacterized. The record is from RefSeq and is a predicted model, not a curated record. The transcript has 2 exons. NCBI's taxonomy places the organism in Eukaryota, Fungi, Ascomycota, Eurotiomycetes, Onygenales, Arthrodermataceae. Bases 1 to 723 code for a protein of 240 amino acids.